AUGAGUGCAUUGAACAAGAUUCUCAUUAUUGGUGCAAGUGGAAGCUUCGGCAAGGUUGUUACUAGCACAGCAUUAGCACGUGCUCUUGAUGUUACUUUAUUCGUCAGACGUAAAAGUCGCCUUGGAAAUUCUGGAAAUGCAAAGGUUAUUGAAAAGCGUCAUAUGUCACUUUUUGUACUAAGGAAACAUCGACUUUAUGCGUUAUGA
This is a messenger RNA of Trichomonas vaginalis G3, 207 nucleotides long. Its product is annotated as NAD(P)H-binding. The transcript has a single exon. The coding region runs from base 1 to 207 and encodes 68 amino acids. Lineage: Eukaryota; Parabasalia; Trichomonadida; Trichomonadidae. The record is from RefSeq and is a predicted model, not a curated record.